CAACAUGUCAAAUGCUUGUUCUUUUUAAUUGUUGUGUGAAAACGAAAACACAUGUGCUUCCAUAAUUCUAAAACGAAAUUUCUAAUCAAAUUCAAUAAAAUAGUGUAAAACUUUAAGGAAUUAAAUUGAAAAUACGAAGGAAUCAUGGCGGAUCAUGUUUUUCAUCGGCCUGGGCCGUUAAAACAAGCCAAUAAGGCACAUAAAACCGGUAGACAUCGGUCCAAGGGUGCCAUUGAUAAUGCCCUGAAAGGCAAGGUAUCCAAUACGGCCAUUUCACACAAGCAUAAACAAAUUCAGCGCAAGGAACAGAGGCGUAAUCAAAUUAGCCAAAUGCGUAAAAACAAACGUGAGGAGGCAUUAGCUUUGAAACGUCAAUUGGGUGGCCAAAACACCGCGCCCUUCCUGGUAUGCAUCUUGCCGAUGCAUCAACAAAUCGAUGCCCGUUCAGCAUUGGCCAUAUUGGAAAGUUGCGAUGAAGAGGCUAUUGUGGAACGUACACCUUCGGGUGUUACUUACAUGAAUCUGCCACGUUUUAAACAACGUUUUGCCUUUAUUAUACCACCAGUGGGUCGUGGCAAUGAAUUAACUGUUCUCGAUUACCUGAAAGUAUGUGAUACUACGUUAAUGUUAACCUCCGCCGCUAUGGGUGAAGAUGAUGUUUUUGAUAAAUGGGGACAUCGUAUUUUCAAUAUGAUCUCAGCUCAAAGUAUACCAACACCCAUUGUAGCACUCAUGGAUUUGGAAUCGAUAAAUCCGAAACGUCGCAGUGGCGCAAAGGCCGCGGUGCAGAAAUUCAUUUCGAAAUUGCUGCCCAAAGAAAAAAUUAUGCAGUUGGACACCAAUAUGGAAGGUCUUAAUGUAAUGCGUCGCAUUGGUGGCCAGAAGAAGAACAUUAUCUACAAUCGCAAUAAUCGUCCCCAUCUCUUUGGUGAUCACGUUGAAUUUAUACCCAAUCCAAAUCCUGCCGAAGAUGAAGGUACACUCAAAGUUACCGGUUUCUUACGCGGCACGCCGCUUGAUGUCAACGGCCUAGUACACAUUACUGGCUUGGGUGAUUUUCAAAUGUCUGAAAUACAUGCACCACAAGAUCCCUAUAGAUUAGAUAAAUAUCGUAGUAAUCAAGAUUUAUCAGAUGUACGUUUGGUAGCCAAGGCAGAUCCCAAUAAACAAACAUCUUUGCAAUCGGAAAAUAUACCCGAUCCAAUGGAUGCUGAACAAACCUGGCCGACAGAAAAAGAAAUAGCCGAAUCACAAAAGGAAACGAAAAAGAUGAAAUUAAUUAAACGUGUACCCAAAGGUUAUAGUGCCUAUCAGGCAGCUUGGAUUCCAGAUGUUGAAGAAGUUGAGGCCGACGAAGAUGAUGAGGAGGAUGAUGAUAUGGAUGGUGAUGAGGAUGAUGAAGACAACGAUGAAGAUGAAUUUAUGUCUUGUGAAAAUAAAUCAUUUGAUGGUGAAUGUGAGCAGCCGGAAUCAGAUACCGAAGAAUAUGUUGAUACUGCCUCCGUAUCGGAUGCUGCCAUAAAUGAUGAGAAAUACGAUCAACAAAUGGAUUUCCAAGAAGAACGUGAAACAAUGAAAAAAAUUAAAGAGGCUCGCAUUGAUGAAAUGUGGCCCGAUGAAAUUGAUACACCAUUGGAUAUACCAGCACGUACAAGAUUCCAAAAAUUCCGUGGAUUGGAAUCGUUUAGAACCUCGCCAUGGGAUCCCAAAGAAAAUCUACCCUACGACUAUGCUCGCAUCUAUCAAUUCCAAAACUUUGAACGUACCAAGAGGCGUAUCAUAAACGAAGCCAAGGAAAUUGAUGGUGCUGUGCCUGGUUGGUAUAUUACCAUUUUUGUUGCCAAUGUGCCAGAAAGCAAAUGGAAAGCUUUUAAAUCGGCUCAAUUGACCGAUAAUGUCAUUGUUUAUGGUCUAUUGCCUCACGAGCAUCAAAUGUCGGUGGUGAAUGCGGUACUCAAAAGAAUACCCGAUUCCGAAGUACCCAUCAAAUCUAAGGAAAGACUUAUUAUACAAUGUGGUUAUCGUCGAUUUGUCGUCAAUCCCAUAUUCAGUCAGCACACCAAUGGUGAUAAACAUAAGUUCGAACGUUAUUUCCGACCCCAUACAACAGUGUGUGCCACCUUCUAUGCUCCCAUUCAAUUCCCACCAGCCCCCAUAUUGGCCUUCAAAACCAAUCCCGAUUCAACAUUAGCCUUGGUUGCUCGCGGCUGCCUGCUAUCCUGUAAUCCAGAUCGUAUUAUAUUGAAACGUGUUGUGCUCAGUGGCCAUCCGAUGCGCAUUAAUCGUAAAUCGGCCACAAUACGUUAUAUGUUCUUCAACAAGGAAGAUGUGGAAUAUUUCAAACCCGUCAAACUACGUACCAAAUGUGGUCGUCUCGGUCAUAUUAAGGAAUCUUUGGGUACACAUGGUCACAUGAAAUGCUAUUUCGAUGGCCAGUUACGUUCUUACGAUACGGUGUUUAUGUAUUUGUUUAAACGUGUCUAUCCCAAGUGGACAUAUGAUGAGUGUCUGAUAACAUGUGAGGAUAAUGACGAAGAGAAGAAAACGGAGCAACCAGAAGCUAUGCAAGAAUAG
Molecule: messenger RNA, 2574 nt
Organism: Musca vetustissima
Lineage: Eukaryota; Metazoa; Arthropoda; Insecta; Diptera; Muscidae
Gene: Tsr1
Product: pre-rRNA-processing protein TSR1 homolog
Exons: 7
Coding region: 145-2574 (809 amino acids)
Biological process (GO): maturation of SSU-rRNA from tricistronic rRNA transcript (SSU-rRNA, 5.8S rRNA, LSU-rRNA); ribosome biogenesis; endonucleolytic cleavage of tricistronic rRNA transcript (SSU-rRNA, 5.8S rRNA, LSU-rRNA)
Cellular component (GO): preribosome, small subunit precursor; nucleus
Molecular function (GO): U3 snoRNA binding; GTPase activity; GTP binding
Source: RefSeq, a predicted model, not a curated record